AUGAAUGAUUGCCAGCCAAGUUCUUUAGUAGAUAUUGAUGACUUUGUUACCACAUUCACACCGGCUCUCAAUAAAGAACAAGAACGAGCAUUUCGUUUAAUUGCUUCUCAUACUCAACUGGGAAAAUCGGAUCCGUUGCGAAUGUUCCUUGGAGGUCCUGGUGGAACGGGAAAAUCACAUGUAAUAUCUGCAUUGAAACUUUUCUUUGAAGCUCAAGGAGAGAGCAGGCGCUUUAGGUUAGCAUCUUAUACUGGUGUAGCUGCAAAAAACAUUUCGGGUAUGACUCUACACUCAGCUCUUUUGCUGUCAACGACUGCAUCUGCGAAAGUUAACAGUAAAUCUCGGAAAAAUCUGCUUGCAAUGUGGCAGGGAGUCGAUUAUCUAUUUAUCGACGAAGUGUCUAUGCUCGGUUGUAGAUUCCUAUUGAAGAUCAGCCGUGCUCUCAGUCAAGCGAAAGACAAUACCUCACCUUUUGGGGAAUUAAUAUCAUUUUCGCAGGGGAUUUUGCUCAAUUAG
Lentinula edodes (shiitake mushroom) is the source of this 516-nucleotide messenger RNA. RefSeq lists its product as uncharacterized. Gene Ontology annotation, biological process: DNA repair; telomere maintenance. NCBI's taxonomy places the organism in Eukaryota, Fungi, Basidiomycota, Agaricomycetes, Agaricales, Omphalotaceae. The transcript has a single exon. Gene Ontology annotation, molecular function: DNA helicase activity. The record is from RefSeq and is a predicted model, not a curated record. The coding region runs from base 1 to 516 and encodes 171 amino acids.